Molecule: messenger RNA, 492 nt
Organism: Eruca vesicaria subsp. sativa (arugula)
Lineage: Eukaryota; Viridiplantae; Streptophyta; Magnoliopsida; Brassicales; Brassicaceae
Source: the annotation of a GenBank genome assembly
AUGAAUUCUUACAAGAUGAUUAAUAGUAAAACAGCUGAUGGAGUUCAUAGACCAAAGGAAGAGGUAAACAGUUACAGUGCAGAAGAGCUUAUGAUCAUGAAGACUCAAGGUAUUGGAUAUGUGUUUCAGAGAUGGCAGAGUGAAAAGAGCCUUACUGCAUCACUGCAAUUUACCGAGGAGCAGCCUAGCCGUAGACAUGUGUACUUUGCAGAAUACAGAGAGGAAGCUAGGGAACUUGAGUUACAAGCAAAAAGCAAAACUGAUAUCUCCAAGAUGCAGAUUCCUAAAUAUAUUAAAAAGAUAAUGGAUAGAUCAUACAGAGAUCUUGAGGCAAGGAAGAGCAGGGCAAAAGAUUUGGAGAAGUUAUAUAUGGAUAUGUCAAUGCAGAAGGAAUUACAUAAAAAGGGUCGGAAACGUAAGCUACGUGAAGAUGAGAUACUCAACCCAAAUGGUAAACCAGUAUACAUAUGGAAGGCAGAUCAAAAACGCUGA